Molecule: messenger RNA, 336 nt
Organism: Lacerta agilis (Sand lizard)
Lineage: Eukaryota; Metazoa; Chordata; Lepidosauria; Squamata; Lacertidae
Product: protein FMC1 homolog
Cellular component (GO): mitochondrion
Source: RefSeq, a predicted model, not a curated record
AUGGCAGUGCUGGGAUCACCCCUCCAUUCCUUUCGCGGUCUGUUGUGCAAGCUCCCACUGUGUGCAAGGCAACCUUACUACCAGGAGAUGAAAGCUUACCAAAAUUUGAAGAAAGACUUCCAUGUCCACCAGGUAACGAGUGAAAAAAUGAGUGGGGCCCAGCAUGACCUACAUUUUCAGGCUGCCACCUAUCUCUGUCUUCUGUGUAGUGUCCAAGAACACUUAGCAUUGCAUAAGGAAUACCAUGGCAAAGGAGAGCGGUUGGCAGCAGAAGCAGUUGGUGUUGUAGGCCUUAAACUGCCACAACAGCCUAGAGGAAAAGGAUGGGAGUCGUAA